Messenger RNA from Chiloscyllium plagiosum (whitespotted bambooshark), 2069 nucleotides. RefSeq names its product ADP-ribosylation factor-like protein 13B. Gene Ontology annotation, biological process: receptor localization to non-motile cilium; non-motile cilium assembly. Gene Ontology annotation, molecular function: GTP binding; GTPase activity. Lineage: Eukaryota; Metazoa; Chordata; Chondrichthyes; Orectolobiformes; Hemiscylliidae. The record is from RefSeq and is a predicted model, not a curated record. Gene Ontology annotation, cellular component: non-motile cilium; ciliary membrane.
CACAGCAAGAAAUGACUGAGACACAUUUCAGAACUGUCAGACAGCAGGUUGCUUUUCUGCAGUAUUUCCAUGGAUCCCAAAUAAUGAAUGAAUCUCAUCUGUUUGAAUGUACUCAGGUAUAAGUUGGUCAUCUCUUGUUUAAAUUGAGCCCUGCCAAUGAGCCUGUCUUCAGAGUUUUGACAACACAGUAGCAGUAUGCAAUAGUGGCUGUGAGUCUACCAAUACAUCAGUUUGUGAGUCUACAUUCUCUGAUUAACCGUUGACUCCACAUCAUGUUCAGUCUCAUUACAAACUGCUGCAUCUGGGCUCGGAAAGUUCAGGAGCCAAUAAGAAAUGUUACUCUGCUGAUCCUUGGUCUAAGCCAUACAGGGAAAACUGCAAUAGUGAAAGGAAUACAAAAAGAAUCUCCAUUCUUAAUUCGUCCAAGUGGUGGAUUUUCCAGGACUGAUCUCAAGGUAGAUCGUUUUAAUGUGACAGUAUUUGACCUUGGAGGUGAGGAGAAAAUCCGAAGUACUUGGAAGAAUUAUUAUCCUGAAGCCCAUGGUUUUAUUUUCGUUGUUGACUCAACGGAUGUGAAGCGGAUGGGGGAAGCUAGAAAUGUUCUGUCUGAAGUACUAAAACAUCAAAAGAUGUCUGGGAAGCCUGUUCUUGUACUAGCGAACAAGCAGGAUAAGACUGAGGCACUACCAGAGUUCGACAUUAUUGAGCAACUAUCCUUGGGAAAACUGGCAAAUGAAAAUAAAUCCAUCUGCCGCAUUGAACCAUGCUCAGCUACUUUGGACUAUGCUGAAAAGAAACUAGACAAAACCAUUUUGAAGGGGUUGCGAUGGUUGCUGCGUGCAAUUGCCAAGGACUACACUGACCUGUGUGCGCGAUUGAUCCAUGAUAGUAUAGCACCAAAGGCAAAACAGCAGGAACAAUUGGAAGAAGCACAGUCAAUACUCAGGAUACAAGGAAAACGGAAAAGGCGGACUAGAGUUGGACUGGGGAAGCAAAAGCGACAGCAUUUGAAAGACUUUGAUGUCACACCUCACACAAAGAUCAACCCUUCAAACCAUAUAAGUAAUGGCAUCAAUGCUCAGGAUGAAGAAAAAAUCAAAAACGCAUUUGUUACUAGGAAGAAAAAGAAAAAGUUGAGGGUUGGUGGAGGCAAUCUGACUUUGCCUGGAACUAGGAGGCUGCCUGAUGGGAAGAAUUCCCCUUCAGAUAUGGUUGACAGUGCACUUGUAUCUGACAAUGGGAGGAAUGAGAGAGGUGAUGGAAAAAUCCCACAGCUGGACAAUUUUCAACCAGCAGAGAAGAACACACUGAUGCCAGGUUCUGUGAACACAGAACCAGCCACAGAUGAAAAGAGACACACAAGGAGAAAACUAAAAAAAAGCAAGAAUAAAAUUAAUUCAGCAGACGUCGAAGACAGUUUUUCCAGAAAUGUGGACUUAACAGCACCUCUGGAUCUCUACAGAAAAGCGCUUCUUGCAUUGAAGACCAGGCCACAAGCAAACAACUAGUCAACUUAUUCAAUAAAGCAGUAAGGAGAAGUAUUGAAAUGAGUAAAGCAAGAUUUUCAGUUGCUGGAUACUCUUCACUCUGGAGAAUAUGAACAAUUGAUACUUUACUUGAAGCCCAUGCUUUCUUGAACUAUGUCCAAGAUUGGAAUUGAUUGGCUAGGAUAGCCAAAUUUCAAAGAUUGCAUUUACUCUUUCUCUGUAAGAUUUCAAGAAAAUAUUGACAAAUCGUACAAAUAAUCAUGGCAAAUUCAUCAUGUUCUGGUUCGUCAAAUGCUGCAGGAGACCUAAAGUCCUGGUUGCCACCCACAUCAGAUUGUGAUCCAAUGUCAAUCCAGAGCUCAUUUAUGGUUAAUCAACACACCUUUUAUAUUCCAUGCCUUUCCUCACAUCUGUCAUAUUUUGUAUUGUUUGUUUCUUGCUUAAUAGUUUUUCAAGGGGAAGAUCAUUAUCUGAUGACCUUUUGCAUAAUCUUCAAUGCUAUGAAAACAGGACUUGUGGCAUGGUGGUUAUGUUCCUUGUCCUGGGUCUGCGUUCAAAUCCCAUCUAUCCAGGAGGGGUAUU